This is a messenger RNA of Puccinia triticina, 315 nucleotides long. RefSeq lists its product as uncharacterized. The record is from RefSeq and is a predicted model, not a curated record. Gene Ontology annotation, biological process: 2-oxoglutarate metabolic process. Bases 1 to 315 code for a protein of 104 amino acids. NCBI's taxonomy places the organism in Eukaryota, Fungi, Basidiomycota, Pucciniomycetes, Pucciniales, Pucciniaceae. The transcript has 3 exons.
AUGAUUUCUAGCUCAGCACGUUCAGCCGGACACGUUCAUAAGCCUCUGAUACGAUUCUUGGGAAAAAGGGUGUACAACUCUCCGUCCCCUGCCGCUACUUCUCACCCUCUGGCGCCUGAGGAAAUCAAGUCAAAGUUUUCGGACUUCCUCAAGCUCCAGCAAAAUCCUGCUGCCCGUUCAUCAUCAUCGACUCAAGCAUCGCAGUCCAAGGAACGGGUGUUGUGGUACGACGAUCCAAGCGAACUGCCCUGGCAUUACAACACUCCCAGCUCGACUGAAAUUGAGCUGAUCAACGGCGGGGGAGUAAUCAGAUGA